ACAAUAAACGAUAUGAUAUAGAAAUUUGGCAAGAAAAAUUUUAUGAAGAAUCAAGAGAUUGUAUACUUCCCAUACAGAGGAUAUUAGGACGAUUCAUCCCUUCUUCGUAUAAAUUUAAAAGAG
Messenger RNA from Dentiscutata heterogama, 123 nucleotides. The record is from the annotation of a GenBank genome assembly. Lineage: Eukaryota; Fungi; Glomeromycota; Glomeromycetes; Diversisporales; Gigasporaceae.